AUGAAACAAAAUGGCUGCUUUUCACGUGAAAGCGAAGAAACCAUGGAAAAAUGUUGAUUUACAGUCAGCAGGGAUUUCACAGAAAGAUCUAGAGGGUUUAAUAAGUUUACAGGAGUUGACAGAUUAUGAAAUAGUAGAUUCCACGAGGAAGACAGGGCAGAAAGGAGGAAAGGACAAGUUACAGGUUUUUAAAGAGACAAACAAACUUAUUGCUACUGCUGGAACUGAUCUGCAAACAAAUAAAAAAAAAGAUGGUAAACAACAGAGAAAGAAAGAUAAAAGAGAAAAAAAUGACGGAAGCUCUGAAAAAGAUAGAGUUCUUCAAAGGAAAGGAAAAAAGAUGCAAAAUAAAAUGUUGAAACAGAAAAAGAAAUUGCAGAACAAGACACUGUUAGAAGGGAAGUUGCAGUAUGUCGAGGAUUUAAAUGAAAUAAUGUUGACUGAAAGUACAGAGUCUAAUAAGCAAGACAGCAAGCAGAAAACAAAAAGAACAGGAGUGAAAAGAAAAAAGACUGACAAACUGGAUGCAAAUGAAGAUUUAUCUGCAAAGAAGGCUAAAUUGGAAACAUCCGCUGAACAGAACACAGAGGCAGUUAUUAAACAUGGCAAGCAUUUUGAACCUGCUGAUAAAUCAUUGAAAGGAAUGGAAGCCUGGAAGGAUUUGUUUGUGCCAAAAGAGAUAUUGUGGGCCCUAAAGAGCCAGGGCUUUAAAGAGCCUACACCAAUACAGAGUCAGAUCCUGCCAUCAGCUAUCAGAGAUAAAAUGGAUGUUGUUGGGGCUGCAGAAACUGGUAGUGGAAAAACUCUUGCAUUUGGGAUACCAGUUUUGCAUUUUAUAUUACAACAGAAAAAGCAAGAAGCAGACAGACUUUUACAAGAUGUUGAUGAGGAGGAAGAUGAAUCAUUGUCUGACAUUGAAGAUGAUUCAAAUGAAAAAGAUAAAGAAGACUUAGAGGAAGAAGACGAUAGUGCUGAUAGUGACAAUGAUUCUGGUAAUGAUGAUGAUGAUGAUAAUGAUGAUAAUGAUGAUAAUGAUGAUGAUGCACAAACUGAUGAAGAUAAUGUAGGGGAAAGCAAUAUGGUUAGAGAUAGUGUUGAUGAUGAUGACGACGAGGAUAUAGAGGAAAAUGUUGAGGUAGAUGAUGGUGAUGAUGGAAAGACUGAAACUUCAGGAGAAGUUGCUGAUAAAGAAGUGUCUUUAGACGAAGAACUAGAAGAAUUGCAGAAUGAUGAUAUUGGAUGUGUUAAGGUGAUAAAAGAUGUAGAUUUUAGCUGGCUGAAGGAACCAGAGGUGAAGAAACAGGCAGCAACACAUCCUCCUGCACUUAUACUUGAACCAACUAGAGAACUAGCAAUACAAGUUAGAAACCAUCUCCGUGCAGCUGCACAGUACACAGAUAUAUCAGUAGAAGCUAUUGUUGGUGGACUAGCAAUGCCUAAACAACAAAGAAUUCUGAAGAAAUGUCCAGAUAUACUUGUUGCUACGCCUGGUAGACUUUGGGAGCUUGUACAACAGGGUGAAGUAUACUUGUCAGAGAUAGAGAAAACCUGCCACCUGGUGGUAGAUGAGGCAGAUAGAAUGACAGAAAAAGGUCACUAUGAGGAGCUUGCCAAACUGCUUGAGAAAAUGAAAAGAGACCCAGAUCGGCAGAAUCGACAUACUUAUGUGUUCUCUGCCACUCUCACUUUAAUCCACUCUGGGCCUCAGAGAAUAGUGAAGAAAAAGAAGAAAAAAUGGGAUGAAAAACAGAAAUUGACAUAUUUGAUGAGGAAGAUGGGAUUAAAGCCAAAACCAAAGGUAGUAGAUAUCACAAGGAAGGUUGGUACAGUGGAAACUCUGACAGAGGCAAGAAUUAAUUGUACCAAGGAAGAAAAGGAUGUCUAUCUGUAUUACUUCUUGAAACAUUACCCAGGCAGGACCCUGGUUUUCACUAACAGCAAAGAUUGUAUACGUCGUCUGGUGUCGAUAUUUACUUUACUCCAGUGCAAACCAUUACCACUACAUGCUGACAUGCAUCAGAGACAGAGAUUGAAAAAUCUUGAUAAAUUUACUGGUAAUCCCUCAUCCUUGCUGAUAGCAUCAGAUGUUGCAGCACGUGGUCUUGAUAUACCCAAUGUACAGCAUGUGAUACAUUACCAAGUUCCCCAUACAGUAGAGAAUUAUGUGCAUAGGAGUGGGCGAACAGCUAGAGCGAGUAAAGAAGGUCUCAGUAUCAUGAUGAUUGGACCAGAUGAUGUAAAAAAUUAUCGUAAAGUUAUUCGUACUCUCAAUAAAGAUGAAGAUUUGCCAUUGUUCCCUGUAGAGCAAAACCUUGUAACCGAGGUAAAAAGACGAGUUAACAUGGUGCGACAGAUUGAAACUCAGGAAUACAGGUUCAAGAAGUCCAAGAGGCAUAAUGAUUGGUUCAGAAAAGCAGCAGACGAGAUUGGUGUGGAUAUUGAAGAUGAAGGACUUCUAGAUGACCUUGGAGAUGACGUAGAGCAGCAGCGACACAGCAAGUAUUUAAAGCAGAUGAAAUCAGAGCUUGCUGUUCUGUUAAAACAACCACUUUUAAUAGGCUCAUCUUUCACCAAAUAUCCAACAAUGUCUGGAAAACUAGUCACACCCCCUGCCAGAGAAGAAAAAGGAGAUGCUCUUACUCGUGUGAAAAAGAACAAGAAGAUACAUAACGUGCAGCCAGAAAGCACAGAAGGUUCACAGAGUAAAACAAAAAGGAGAAGAGAAAGAAGAAGGAAGACAAAGUUGAAGAAAAAAGAUAUUGACAAGACUAAAAAUUCAUAGAUAGCUUAUUCGCAAGAGACAUCUGUUAUGAAGAUAAAAACAAUCUAUAAUUGUUAAAUGUUGAUGUUUUGUCUAAAUAGAUGCUUGAUUAAGUAA
This is a messenger RNA of Mercenaria mercenaria, 2878 nucleotides long. RefSeq names its product ATP-dependent RNA helicase DDX24-like. The transcript has 18 exons. Gene Ontology annotation, cellular component: nucleolus. Bases 11 to 2782 code for a protein of 923 amino acids. Gene Ontology annotation, molecular function: RNA helicase activity; nucleic acid binding; ATP binding. NCBI's taxonomy places the organism in Eukaryota, Metazoa, Mollusca, Bivalvia, Venerida, Veneridae. The record is from RefSeq and is a predicted model, not a curated record.